Molecule: messenger RNA, 1424 nt
Organism: Triticum aestivum (bread wheat)
Lineage: Eukaryota; Viridiplantae; Streptophyta; Magnoliopsida; Poales; Poaceae
Exons: 4
Coding region: 391-1215 (274 amino acids)
Source: RefSeq, a predicted model, not a curated record
GGCUAAGCUGAACAGCCUGGCCGACUAAUUGAUUAGAUUGGCCUAGCUCGCUUGGUCUUGGUCAAGCUUAAAGAAAAAGGAGCAUGCAUACAUAACACGUACUUCCAAAACAAUGUUAGUUGGCAUACUUAUUUUAUGGUUGAUCUUAUGACUUGUUGAUGAACUGGUAAUGCAGGAAACACAUAUAGUAGACACUUGAGCAAAAUACUGCUACCUAGCUCGCUUGGUCUAUAAUCCCCUUGCUUGAGUCCUUCCGUAGCUAGUUCCUUGUCGCUCACACCCAGCCUGACGAGAUCGGUGAGCGGUAAUAUAUCCAUCUCCUCUCUUGAGCAACUAGCAGCCUGACUGAGGCCGGGGCAUCUUCUUCUUGCAGGGGGCCGUGUGGAAUUAAUGGCGGCUAACUGGGAACGACUUCCUGAUGACAGAGCUUGGGUUGAGGUAGAGUAUAUCAACAGCUACGCUGUGUUCAUGGGUUAUCUGUCCAUGGCCAUCAAGGGCCUGGGUUUCUUGGUGCUUACUUGGGCUACCGUUGUACUUCUUGGUGGCUUUGUCUCGAUGCUGCACAAGAAAGACUUUUGGUGUUUAACGUCCAUCACUCUUGUACAGACAGCUGGGAUAUUCGAUGUUAGUCUAAAUGAAAAACUAGGCUAUAUGGGUGAUGCAUUUGGCGGGUUAAUGAUGGCCAUUUUUUCAGGCGUGGCAGGCGAACUGACAAGCUGCGACUGGGGCCCUGUAUUGGCUUAUGUUUGUCUCAUUUUCGUGGCAUUUCUUUUACUGUUGGUUCAACUAGUGGUGUUGGCCAUAAUAUUGAGCCCUCUGGCAAUUAUUUAUGUGCUUGGGAUAUUCAUGUCCGGAGUGGUUUCAUUGUGGCGUCUGAUAGAGCACGAUUACGGGGGCAACUCAGAUGGAGAAGCAUCAAACCUGGCGCCGGCAAUGGAAACCUUGUACUACCUUGCUCUGCUCCAGGGUGUCAUCUUCUGCUAUAGGUUCGUAUUGGGUCGCAUGGGGAAGAGGUUGCCUAAGGCUAUGGGAACUAAAGACUCGGAAGUUCAAGUUGUCCUUCACAACUACUUGUGCGAAACAAGGAGAGGGUGUGAGAAGGACCUGACCUUUGCUGAAGGAAGGAACCUCAUCACAUAUGCUGUAGACAAGAUUGGAUCCAAUUCACCUGUUGAUUGCAUUUCUGGGGUAAAGAUCUUAUAUGCAUGGUUAUAGUAAUGUAAUUGAUGAGUUAUGCAUACGUGCGCAGGUUCCACUAUAUUCUCCUAGAUAUUAAGCUUGAGCAGGGACUAGUAACCGUCUUAGACUCGAGACGAAAAGAUACCCAGGACUAUGCGGACAUGACUGUAAUGCUCGAGAAGGUUCGGACAAAAUUCACCUCAAAAGCUCCGGGACUGCCGAAGAAGCUGCAAUUUAAACACCCG